AUGAAAUAGAAUAUUUCGAAUCAGAUGACAUCAAAUGGAAAUGUGAAAAUUGUACAAAAUCCAAAAGACAAAGUAUGCGUUUAGAUACCAAAGCAGAUGAAGCUAAACAAAAUACCAUUUUACAAAAAAAACUUUCUCACCUAGAACAGAAACUCUUAGCAAAUGAAAUUAUUAUUGAUGGCAUACCAGAAACUCCAAACGAAAAUAUAAUUGAAACAAUUAAGCUCGUAGGACAAGAACUAAAUAUAAAAAUCGAAGAAAAUAUGAUCAAUGACUGCUACCGAAUCAAAAAUAAACAAAACACAAAUAGACUAGUUAUUAACUUUUCUAGACAUAUUGAUAAAGUUAACAUACUCAAAGCUAGAAAAGUCAAAAGAAACCUAUCCACCAAACAUCUAGGACUAAAUUCUGAUUCAAUGAUAUACAUGCGUGAAAGUUUAACCCCGGAAAAAAACUAUCUAUUUAAACAAGCAAGAGACUAUAAAAAAUUAAACAACUACAAAUAUGCAUGGACUUCAGAAGGUAGAAUAUUCAUACGGAAAGACGAUACAUCAAAAGUGAUACCGGUAGACAAUGAUUUUUUCACUCAUAUCUCACACACUUCUUUAAACUAA
This is a messenger RNA of Sipha flava (yellow sugarcane aphid), 614 nucleotides long. RefSeq lists its product as uncharacterized. The record is from RefSeq and is a predicted model, not a curated record. Lineage: Eukaryota; Metazoa; Arthropoda; Insecta; Hemiptera; Aphididae. The transcript has 2 exons. The annotation marks the transcript as partial.